Molecule: messenger RNA, 951 nt
Organism: Telopea speciosissima
Lineage: Eukaryota; Viridiplantae; Streptophyta; Magnoliopsida; Proteales; Proteaceae
Product: peptidyl-prolyl cis-trans isomerase CYP63-like
Exons: 8
Coding region: 83-919 (278 amino acids)
Biological process (GO): protein peptidyl-prolyl isomerization
Molecular function (GO): peptidyl-prolyl cis-trans isomerase activity
Source: RefSeq, a predicted model, not a curated record
AGGUGAAAAAGGUAUUGGAACGACGACUGGAAGACCUCUUCAGUACAAAGGAUCAAUUUUCCACCGCAUUAUCAAAGGUUUCAUGGCUCAGGGUGGCGAUUUUUCCAAACGUGAUGGUACUGGUGGAGAGAGCAUAUAUGGGGAGAAGUUUGCAGAUGAGUCCUUCAAGCUUACACAUGAUGGACCAGGUCUUCUAUCCAUGGCAAAUGCUGGUCCUAAUACCAAUGGUUCUCUGUUCUUCAUCACCUUCAACUCUGCACCCUAUCUUGAUGGGAAGCAUGUUGUCUUUGGGAAGCUUUUGCGAGGACAUGACACAUUGAAGAAGAUUGAAAAUGUGGGUUCUGGACAUAUAAGACCUGCUGCUUCAGUGGAAAUCGUUAAUUGUGGUGAAUUCUGUGAAAAUAAGAAGAAAACAAAUAAAUCAAAAUCAGGGAAGGAUACUUAUUCUGAUUCUGAUAGUUAUGAAACUAGACGACGGGGAAAAUACAAGAAAUCUUCCCGGGAGAAGAGGAAAACAGAAGAAGACACCACAUAUCUGAGUCAGAUACCUCAUUGGAUGCGGAGACUGAAACAUCAGAGCCUGACAGUGAUUCUGAUUAAUAUUCUUCAUCGUCUUCUUCCAUUAGUUCUUCAAGUGAUGACAGGCGCAGGAGGAGAAAGAGAUCUUCUAAGAAGGACAAGUAUAGACGUGAAAAAAGGAAAAGGGACAAACGCCGUGAGAGGAAAUGUACGAUGCAUGAUAAGAGAUCAAGGCGCAAAUCAAGAAGGACGCAGGAGAGUACCAGUGAUAGUGAGAUUGGAUGUACGAGUGACUAUAGCUCAGAGGAUGGAGUUGAUUCUCGUAGGCCAGCUCGGAAGCCUAAAACCUCUUCCAAGGUUUCUGCUGGGGGAGAAUUUCUGUCAAUCAAGGAGGGUGUAACUGCUCCUUGGCAAAAGAACGGAGAUACCACG